CCAUCACCAGCCCAAGGACUCCGCCCACACCCCCUCCUGGCCACCUGUCCCCUCCGUGAGGCCUCAACUUCCCCAAGGCCGAAGCACGCGCUCCCGCCGCGCCCUGUGGCCUCCGCUUGUCCCCCUUCCGGUCGGCGGCGGCGGCCGUCGGACGCGCGGCGCCGCGCUCACUCCGCCGGCGCGGCCUACCUGCGAGAUGAACGCCGAUCGCGCGGGUCCUCUCAAGAUGCUAGCGGAUUGCCCUGGAUCAUUUGCGUGGGUAUACGAACAUCAAAUAGGCACGAAGAGUACUGGAAGAAAUCCAGUGAUCCAUUUUGGAAUGCAAUAUGUUUCCAAAGUUUUGCGGGCCAUGGCCAUAAAUGUCUACUGUCUACUGGGCACGAGUAGAAAAAGGACAAACAAGAGUUUAUGUCAUUGCCACUGUCUUCUCGGAACGUAUGACUAUCGUGCUAUUUUUGUAGGGAACCCCAUUCCGGAAACAAUAAUGCGGCACAGAGCCCCAGGUCCUUCAAAUCUCUGCACAGAUUGGGGAGAACAGCCUAGGACCCAUAGGCUACUGGCAAACAGUGUUGAGAAGGUAACGCAAGUUUUACCAUGUGUUCGGCCGGUGGCAUGCUGCGGUGCCGGUGUUUGUCUGAGGAUGAAGUGAUGCUAAGAGAGAGAAGCAGAAUGGGGAGGGCCCGAACGAACACUACAUGCUGCUUCAGACCUGCAGAGCAGGACCCAUGUCUCUCUCUUCCCAAGGAGAAAAGGGGAAGAAUGGACUUCAUUGAUUUUGGAGCUCAUAUCAUAUGCUUCAAAGUUCUCCCUUUCACCCAUAUUGGCACAGUGACAUGCCAAUGAUUGCAGGCUCCAUGCCUAAUCAAUCUUACAGUAGCCUCAUCAUUCCAUAAAGUUCAACGCUAGUAUUUGGGUAUCUCCUCAAAUUGGGAUCCAAAUCGUCAAGGGUGAAGUGGAACAAUAUUUUGGGAGAGAUGGUACAGUAAUUUAAAGUAUUUGUGUAUUUAUAUGAGACUGUACAAAUAUAUUGUUCAUAAAAAUAUUAUAGCACAGAUUCUUAUUGGUCCAUCGGAAAUCCAACAACUCACGAAGAAUUGAAGU
Phragmites australis (common reed) is the source of this 1101-nucleotide messenger RNA. RefSeq lists its product as uncharacterized. The transcript is spliced from 6 exons. The coding region runs from base 197 to 649 and encodes 150 amino acids. Lineage: Eukaryota; Viridiplantae; Streptophyta; Magnoliopsida; Poales; Poaceae. The record is from RefSeq and is a predicted model, not a curated record.